AAUGUUAGCAUGGAGACCAUGAACACAAGGAGUUAGGAGACAUUUUCGUAGCAGAAAGUCGGCAUGUUGCGGGUGUGUGAGAAACUCCGUGAGGCGGACGAGAAGGGCAGGAGGUACGGACUAGCCCGGGCGGAGACAGGCUACCUCCGUGCCCUGGUGGACGCCAUGGCCGACACGGACAGGCUGGCGGAAGUGGAGCUGCUCAAAACUCUGGGCGACGUCAACGUGGAGAAGGGAAGACUCGGGAAGGACGAGGGGAAGUUCAACACAGCCUUGGCUAUUUACAUUGCUGCUAUGGUGCGGUGUUACCAUGAAGAACAGGCAGAUGGUAUAGAACACCGCUACUACUACACAGAGAGGCUUUUACAAGGGCUGUCGUCACAGGGUAAGGAACAGCCGACUGAAGACAAGGAGACGACUACACCUGCAAAGGUAGCGGCAAAGUUUCAAGCCCUGGACAAGAGACGGGCUACCGGAGGUAACACUGACUCUUUGCUGGUUGGAUACGCACAGGUGAUGGUAGAGGCGAUAGUAAACGACAACGAUAUGUUAGAAACAGAAGCGAUCAAGAGUCUGGGUGACGUGUACCUGAAAAGAGGAACAGAAACUGGAGACACUAGAGACUUGACCAGAGCUACUGCUCUGUACAACAGGGCACUGGCGCGGUGUCACAACGUUCAUGGAACAGUUGUCAUUGUUCACCGCUUACUGCACACCGCAAAGAUCAGACAAGACAUCACCAGAAGAAACAAGAAACAACAAGGCUUUAGAGGACGAAAGGGCCACUUCUCUGCCCUCUCAGCUGCACCCUCUAGCGACGGAACCACCUGUCAAGUUGACAAUGACAUAUCAUACCGCAGGUACAUCCAUACAGCGGACCGUGACUUGGGAAAUGGAGACCUGGACGCAGCAGAGCAGAACCUCGUAGCCGCUUCGAAACUUGUUCAUGAUCGCAGUAAACCCAACAAGGCUAAAGAAGCCGACUGUCUGUACAGGUUGGGUGACGUCUACGUCGAGCGAGGUAAGCGGACAGGAGAAGGUAGGAAAUUCACACAGGCGGCAGCUCUGUAUAAUGCCUCCAUGGCCAGAACAGAUGGAGACAAACAAAACAUGGUAUCGAAACUGCAAGAAACAGAAAGGCGAUUUCUGAGAAACACCUGUAACCUUGACUGUGAACCGUGCCCGUAUAGCAGCGCGUUAGAUCACAUAAAGAAACUGGACAACUCGCGCGCCCGUGCAAACUCUCAGCUGGAAGCAGUUCAUGAGGAACACAACCCUUAUCAGUAUGAUGAAGACGAUCCCGUCGUGAGAGAGGUAGAGAUCAAACGAGCUGAAAAAAUCAAGAACUUGUUCAAGACCAUCACAGUUGAAAGACGAGAGUUUAUCCAAGUACUGACAGAUGAAUGCAUUGCCAAACUGGGACCUCCUCCCUGUAAGUACGCUUUCAUCGGCAUGGGGUCACAGGCCACAGAACUGGUGACGCCGUACUCCGACCUGGAGUUCGCCAUUCUGAUUGAGGAGGGGAAGGAUGAUGAUGAUGAUAUAGGAAGGUACUUCCUAAAUCUCACACACUACUUACAUCUAAAAGUCAUCAACCUUGGGGAAACCAUCCUCCCAGCCAUGGCCAUCCCGUCACUCAACGACUUUCUCUCAGAAGACCCAGAGAAAAACUGGUUCUACGACUCCGUCACACCUCGCGGCUUCGCCUUCGACGGCUUCAUGCCAUGGGCUUCUAAGACUCCGUUUGGAAGAGACCAAACCAAAAACAAACCUCCCGUUAGUCUCAUCCAGACUCCUGCCAAGUUGGCCGAGUAUCAGAAUCUCAGAAUCGCCCUGGCGGAAGGCUAUCACCUGUCAGACAUCCUCAGACGGGUGACCUACUUAACAGGGGAUGAAUCUUUGGUAGAUGAAUAUACAAUUAUUGUCAACAAAAGCGUAGACCGUUCCCCUAUUCUGUCACGGUUGUCAGCAAUGACAAUACUGAAGGAUAACAUUCGGGAAAUAAACAAUGUUGAACCGACGGCACAGUUUUUGGAUGUCAAGAAAGAAAUCUACCGUUUUCCCAGCGUGGCCGUUGAUGUGUUGAGUAUUUGCUGCGGUAUCACGAUCGCAAGUGUGUGGGGAAUGAUAGAAGAGUUACACAAGACACAGCGGAUCAGUCACGAAGAUGCCCACCACCUGACUGUACUGAUCAGCAUCUCAGCGGAGCUACGGUUAAGAACGUACAUUGCCAACGGAGGACAGAAGGACAGACUGUCUCCUCUCACGGAGAUGAAAACCGAACUGGGCAAACAUGACGUAGAUGACACCGUCGUUGAAUCAGUUUUCCACAUACCGGACUCUAAAAUGUUGUUCAGGUACUACUAUACAGCCAUUCCAUUAAAAAGAUGUAUUAUUGAUACUGUCAAAAUUAAGAAAGAUCAAAGCACAAAGAUAUUCCCAACAGCUAUCUUUGACACCUCAUCUCAAACUAGGGGUAGAAUAACACAACAGCUGUUGCAGUUUAACGCAUCCAGAAAAGCUAUUAAUUAUCACGAACAGUCACUGAAGAUGACGAAAGCUAUCUAUGGCGAAACAACGCCACAUCCCGACAUUGCUGGAUCACUAAACAAUAUUGGGACAUGUUGGAGUGACCUUGGUGAUCAGAGAAAAGCUACCAGUUAUUACGAACAGUCACUGAAGAUGAUGAAAGCUAUCUAUGGCGAAACAACACCACAUCCCGACAUUGCAUCAUCACUAAACAAUAUUGGGACAUGUUGGAGUGACCUUGGUGAUCAGAAGAAAGCUAUCAGGUAUUACGAACAGUCACUGAAGAUGGAGAAAGCUAUCUAUGGUGAAACAACGCCACAUCCCGACAUUGCUAAAUCGCUAAACAACUUUGGGAACUGUUGGAAUAGCCUUGGUGAUCAGAAGAAAGCUAUCAGGUAUUACGAACAGUCACUGAAGAUGAUGAAAGCUAUCUUUGGCGAAACAACGCCACAUCCCGACAUUGCUAGAUCACUAAACAACAUUGGCGCAUGUUGGAGUGACCUUGGUGAUCAGAGAAAAGCUAUUAGUUAUUACGAAAAGUCACUGAAGAUGAUGAAAGCUAUCUAUGGCGAAACAACGCCACAUCCUGACGUUGCUAAAUCACUACACAACGUUGGGAACUGUUGGAGUGACCUUGGUGACCAGAGGAAAGCUAUCAGGUAUUACGAACAGUCACUGAAGAUGACGAAAACUAUCUAUGGCGAAACAACGCCACAUCCCGACAUUGCUAGAUCACUAAACAACAUUGGUAAAUGUUGGAGGGACCUUGGUGAUCAGAGAAAAUCUAUUAGUUAUUACGAAAAGUCACUGAAGAUGAUGAAAGCUAUCUAUGGCGAAACAACGCCACAUCCUGACGUUGCUAAAUCACUACACGACGUUGGGAACUGUUGGAGUGACCUUGGUGACCAGAGGAAAGCUAUCAGGUAUUACGAACAGUCACUGAAGAUGACGAAAACUAUCUAUUGCGAAACAACGCCACAUCCCGACAUUGCUUCAUCACUAAACAACGUUGGUAAAUGUUGGUGGGGCCUUGGUGAUCAGAGAAAAGCUAUCAUUUAUUACGAAAAGUCACUGAAGAUGAGGAAAGCUAUCUAUGGCGAAACAACGCCGCAUCCCGACAUUGCUAGAUCACUAAGCAACAUUGGGGCAUGUUGGAGUGACCUUGGUGAUCAGAGGAAAGCUAUCAGUUAUUACGAACAGUCACUGAAGAUGAGGAAAGCCAUCUAUGAGAGUGAGGUCGCCAUGUUGCGGGUGUGUGAGAAACUCCGUGAGGCGGACGAGAAGGGCAGGAGGUACGGACUAGCCCGGGCGGAGACAGGCUACCUCCGUGCCCUGGUGGACGCCAUGGCCGACACGGACAGGCUGGCGGAAGUGGAGCUGCUCAAAACUCUGGGCGACGUGAACGUGGAGAAGGGAAGACUCGGGAAGGAUGUGGGCAAGUUCAACACAGCCUUGGCGCUUUAUCUGACUGCUAUGGUGCGGUGUUACCAUGAAGAACAGGCAGAUGGUAUAGAACACCGCUACCACUACACGGAGAGGCUUUUACAAGGGGUGUCAUCACAGGGUAAGGAACAGACAACUGAAGACAAGGAGACGACUACACCUGCAAAGGUAGCGGCAAAGUUUCAAGCCCUGGACAAGAGACGGGCUACCGGAGGUAACACAGACUCUUUGCUGGUUGGAUACGCACAGGUGAUGGUAGAGGCGAUAGUAAACGACAACAGCAUGUUAGAAACAGAAGCGAUCAAGAGUCUGGGUGACGUGUAUCUGAAAAGAGGAACAGAAACUGGAGACACUAGAAACUUGACCAGAGCUACUGCUCUGUACAACAGGGCACUGGCGCGGUGUCACAACAUUCAUGGAACAGUUGUCAUUGUUCACCGCUUACUGCACUCCGCAAAAAUCAGACAAGACAUCACCAGAACCAAAAACAAGAGGUCAACACGUGUCCAAAAACAACAAGACGUGAGAGGACGGAAGGGCCACUUCUCUGCCUUCUCAGCUGCGCCCUCUAGCGACGGGACCACCAGUCAAGUUGACGACAUAUCCUACCGCAGGUACAUCCAGACGGCAGACCGUGACGUGAGAAAUGGAGACCUGGACGCAGCAGAGACGAACAUAGCAGCCGCCCUGAAGCUGGUUCACGAUCGCAGUAAACCCAACAAGGCUAAAGAAGCCGACUGUCUGAGCAGGUUGGGUGACGUCUACGUCGAGCGAGGUAAGCGGACAGGAGAAGGUAGGAAAUUCACACAGGCGGCAGCUCUGUAUAACGCCUCCAUGGCCAGAACAGAUGGAGACAAACAAAACAUGGUAACAAAACUGCAAGAAACAGAAAGGCAGUUUCUUAGAAACACCUGUAACCUUGACUGUGAACCGUGUACGUAUAGCAGCGCGUUAGAUCACAUAAAGGAACUGGACAACUUGCGCGCCCGUGCAAAAUCUCAGCUCGAAACAAUUCAUCAGGAACACAACCCUUAUCAGUAUGAUGAAGACGAUCCCGUCGUGAGAGAUGUAGAGAUCAAACGAGCUGAAGCAAUCAAGAACUUGUUCAAGACCAUCACAUUUGGAAGACGAGAGUUCAUCCAAGUACUGACAGAUGAAUGCAUCGCCAAACUCGGACCUCCUCCCUGUAAGUACGCUUUCAUGGGGUUGGGGUCACAGGCCACAGAACUGGUGACGCCGUACUCCGACCUGGAGUUCGCCAUUCUGACUGAGGAGGGGAAGGAUGAUGAUGAUACACGGAGGUACUUCAUAAAUCUCACACACUACUUACAUCUAAAAGUCAUCAACCUUGGGGAAACCAUCCUCCCAGCUAUGGCCAUCCCGUCACUCAACGACUUUCUCUCAGAAGACCCAAAGAAAGUCUGGUUCUACGACUCCGUCACACCUCGCGGCUUCGCCUUCGACGGCUUCAUGCCAUGGGCUUCUAAGACUCCGUUUGGAAGAGACGAAACCAAAAGCAAACCUCCCGUUAGUCUCAUCCAGACUCCUGCCAAGUUGGCCAAGUAUCAGUAUAUCAGAAUAGCUCUGGCGGAGGGCUAUCACCUGUCAGACAUCCUCAGACGGGUGACCUACUUAACAGGGGAUGAGUCUUUGGUAGAGGAGUAUACAAGCAUUGUCAACAAAAGCGUAGACCGUUCCCCUGCUCUGUCACGGUUGUCAGCAAUGCUAAUACUUAAGGAUAAUAUCGGACAAAUAGAAAACGUUGAAGCAACGGACCAACUUCUGGAUGUGAAGAAAGAAAUAUACCGUUUACCCAGCGUGGCCGUUGAUGUGUUAAGUAUUUGCUGUGGUAUCACGAUCCCCAGUGUGUGGGGAAUGAUAGAAGAGUUAGAGAAGACACAGCGGAUCAGUCACGAAAAUGCCCACCACUUGACUGUGCUGAUCAGCAUCUCAGCGGAGCUACGGUUAAGAACGUACAUCGCCAACGGAGGACAGAAGGACAAACUGUCUCCUCUCGCGGAGAUGAAAGUCCAACUGGACAAACAUGACGUAGAAGACACGGUAGUUGAGUCAGUUUUCCACAUACCGGACUCUAAAAUGUUGUUCAGGUACUACUAUACAGCCUUUCCAUUAAAAAGAUGCAUUAUGAACACAGUUAAAAAGGAUAAUCAACCAACAACGAUAUUCCCAACAGCCAUCUUUGACAACUCGUCUUAAACCAGGGGUCGAAUAACGCAUCAGCUUUUGCAGU
Molecule: messenger RNA, 6223 nt
Organism: Branchiostoma belcheri (Belcher's lancelet)
Lineage: Eukaryota; Metazoa; Chordata; Leptocardii; Amphioxiformes; Branchiostomatidae
Exons: 10
Coding region: 64-6189 (2041 amino acids)
Molecular function (GO): [protein-PII] uridylyltransferase activity; protein binding
Source: RefSeq, a predicted model, not a curated record